AUUGUCCCUCACACUGGCCAAACCAACAAUGGCAUUAGUUCCUGUGGAGCGUGUUUAUAAGCCCCUGGCCACAGUGAUCUGGUGCUACAUGCAAGAACGUUGUGCAAAAGUGAAGAAGACUGGGACUUAGCACACUGACCUCUGUUAAGGUGAGAUGUGUUGAUGUGAUGUCUGGUUCCACUGAAUCCUCUGUGAGAUGUUCUGUAUGGAGCAUUUAUGCAGGACUGUAUAGAAUAAAUAAUACGUUUUUGCAUGAUGGUGCCUUAGACUUGGGAAAUUACUUUUAGAUCCCAGACACAACUGUGACUCUUAAGUGGUCAAAUGUACAACAAUGAAAUGUAGAUAAUCAAAACUAACCCUUUACUCUCCUUUCUUUCUCUUUCAGUCCAGCCUGCCCUUCUUCCCCACAAUGUUCAACACCACUCUGAACACCACCACCAAUGUCUUCGUGAACUCCACUCCCACUGGUGGCCCCCGUGGACCUCCUCCAUGGUACCAGUUCCCGGUAUGUGCAGUAGCCCCUUACAGCUUCAUUUUCUACUUCGGGGUCAAGGUGUUCAACCUGGCAGUGGGGACACCAUGUAACAUCCUGGUCAUCUGGCAGAUCAUCACCAAGAAAAGUGACGCGUCCACCUCUGACAUCUUUAUCUUCAACCUGGCCAUCUUGGACGCCUACUUCUGCUUAAUGACGCCCAUAGAGUUGGUAAACCGUCUGCUGCUGGAUGACAGUCGCGUUUGGUACUCUCAGAGGUUAGCAUAUGGCAUCAAGGACAUGGCACCACUCUUUCUGGUGUGUAUCUGCCUAGACCGCUACAUAGCUGUGGUUCACCCAGUGCUGUUCACUGGUAUUCGAGACAAUAAGAUCCGCAUUGGCCUUUCUGUGGUGGUCUGGGGCCUCAUCCUGGCUUACGGCCUCACCAAGUGCAUCCUGGGAGUCAUGAGCGUCAACGACGUCUUCAGCGUCGUCAUCCUCUUUGCCUUUGCAGUCAUGGUCUUCUGCAACAUCUCCGUCAUCUGGGUCCUUAGACGUUCUGUGGUGGGAAAAGAGGAGAUGCACCCGGUGAAGAAGAAGGCCUUCAAGAUGGUGCUGAUCAUCCUGGCCAUCAUCGUGGGAAACUACUUGCCGGUAGUGGCUCUCAUGCCCUUUGCGUCAUACUACUCCUACGUGGCGUUCCGCUGCCAGAUAAGCACUAGUGUGUUCUCUAUCAUGGAUCUGAGCUGCAGCAUUGAGCCUCUCCUCUACAUCACGAAGAUGGAUCGCGUGGACGGCAGGUGCUGUGGAAAGAGUUUCUCCAAGAAGCCGCAUGUUGUGAAGGUGUGAUCAAGCUUCAUAAAUUAUCCCUAUUCCCAUUUUAACCAUGGACCAACUAGACAAACGUGCCCUACAAAGCCAAAAUGCAAUAACUACAUAUGUAUAUGUUUAUAUCCUAUUAAAAAUUAUUAUGCCACAAAAAUUUACUAUUAUCUGAGGGCAGCACAGUACAUUUGCAGCAAGAACAGAACAGAGCUAAACUACUUAAUUUGGACAAGAAUGAUGCAUUUUCCCAUCACAUUCCCUGUAGAUUUUUGGUAUAUAGUCAGUUCUAAGACAAUGUUAUUUAAGGUAAAACAAUCAGCCUAUAGGUAUUAGUUACAACCUUCUUCUAAAUGUAGCUUCAAUAGAUCCAAAGCAAUCACAAUCACAAGAAAAGUUAGA
Micropterus salmoides (largemouth bass) is the source of this 1696-nucleotide messenger RNA. Its product is annotated as G-protein coupled receptor 4. The record is from RefSeq and is a predicted model, not a curated record. Gene Ontology annotation, biological process: phospholipase C-activating G protein-coupled receptor signaling pathway; positive regulation of Rho protein signal transduction. Gene Ontology annotation, cellular component: membrane. The transcript has 2 exons. The coding region runs from base 410 to 1321 and encodes 303 amino acids. Gene Ontology annotation, molecular function: G protein-coupled receptor activity. Lineage: Eukaryota; Metazoa; Chordata; Actinopteri; Centrarchiformes; Centrarchidae.